UGUGAGUGCAUCACGCCAUCACCAAACUCAUGGCAAUUUUUCUUAUAUAUAAAUACAACUACAUUUUGAAGUUGAGAGGGUUCUAUCCCACCUACCGCAAUUCCACGCAUAAAUUAAUAAUCUUUCAGUAACAGUACACGAGGAGAAAGGAGGAGGAAGAGGUGAAAUACCCUCUACCAACCACCGGUUUUGCGGCUUUCCGAUCGAAAUAAAUAAGAGUAAAAAAGGCAGUGGAAUAUUAUGGAGGUUAAAGUUUCACAAGGCUUGCAAUUGUCAACAUGGAUGAAUUUGGAAAAAACUGCAAGAAAACCAAAUGGUUCGCUGCGGUUUUCCCACAAAUGUGGGGAACAGCAUUGCUACAAGAAACCUAUUCCAUUUCAUUUGCCAACUAGAAAAGGAAGGAGUUGGCAAAGACCGUUGGUGUUGAAGGUUUCAUGCUCUUCUGAAAAUGUACCAGCUUCAGUGCUGGAGUCUGGAUGUUUUCCAGCAUCACUUGAUAAGAUUUUAGAGAAAAAAGCAGAAGAGAUCGAACAACAUCUAAAUGGACGUUGUAUAUAUCUUGUUGGAAUGAUGGGGUCUGGAAAAACAACAGUGGGCAAGGUUUUAUCAGAAGCUCUUGGGUAUUCUUUUCAUGACUGUGACACACUCAUUGAGCAAGCUGUUGGUGGAAAUACCGUGGCUGAAAUCUUCAAGUUACAUGGAGAGAGCUUCUUCAGAGACAAUGAGACGGAGGUACUACGGAAGCUGUCUAUGAUGCACCGAUUGGUUGUUUCCACGGGUGGGGGUGCAGUUGUUCGCCCCAUCAAUUGGAGAUACAUGCAAAAGGGUAUCAGUGUAUGGCUAGAUGUACCUUUGGAAGCUUUAGCACGAAGAAUUACAGCUGUAGGGACUGAUUCUCGGCCCCUUUUGCAUCACGAAUCUGGAGAUCCUUAUCUUAAGACCAUGAAGCUGUUAACUACCCUUUUCGAAGAACGGGGUGAAGCAUACACCAACGCAAAUGCCAGAGUUUCCCUAGAAAAUAUUGCAAACAAACUGAGAGAUACAGAUGUAUGCAAUCUCACGCCAACUGUAAUUGCAAUCGAGGUGCUUGAACAAAUUGAGAAGUUCUUGAAGAAAUAAGUAGACUUAACUCAAUUUUGGUUCUUUUUUAAUUUUGCAAGGUGAGUGCUGUGAUUAAUGUUAUUCAGUUGAGAAACAUGGCAUUUGUAAUGCACAAACACAUUCGACUCAUUGAUUAUGUGUAAUGGUUUGCUGUAAAUGUAAUUUAUAAAUAUUGCUCUCUUUGGAUGCUCUUGUCAGAUUCGAUUGUAAUGUUAUUUCAGCUUUCUUUAGUUAACAAUGAA
Olea europaea var. sylvestris is the source of this 1343-nucleotide messenger RNA. Its product is annotated as shikimate kinase, chloroplastic. The record is from RefSeq and is a predicted model, not a curated record. Bases 241 to 1119 code for a protein of 292 amino acids. Lineage: Eukaryota; Viridiplantae; Streptophyta; Magnoliopsida; Lamiales; Oleaceae. Gene Ontology annotation, cellular component: chloroplast. Gene Ontology annotation, molecular function: shikimate kinase activity. The transcript has 11 exons.